UUUGAUUUGAAAAUUGCACUGACUGGUAAACAAGUGAUGGAUGGAACGAAAAAUAUUAAAAAUUUGUUUUUGGAAUGCUUCAACGAAGAAGAACCUCAGAUAAAUGUUAUUGGUGGUGGGAAAAUGGCCAAGGCUUUGGUUGCUGGUUUUGUUAACUCAGGUUUCAUUAACAAAUCAAACAUUUUUAUUUGCACACGUUCUGAAGCUACAGCAAAAUCAUGGCGUUCUCAAGGCUUUACCUCUGCCUAUCCAAAAGACAUUUUCUACUCUGAAGUCAAAAAGCCUCGGGCUAUUAUUCUGAUUGCAAUAAAGCCACAAAUGUUUCCAUCAUUUAUUAAUGAAGUGAAGGCUAAUGAAUGGUUUUAUUUUGGGCUGCCAGGAAUUCUUUGUAUUUCUAUCAUGAGUGGAAUUUCUCUUCAACAUUUUGACAAGGAGUUGAAGUCUGUCGGUUUUGAUGGUCACAGUAUGCGUUUAAUGCCCAAUGUUAAUUGUGCUGUCUCCAGUGGGACUUUAGUUUUAUCGGCUGACUCUGAAACGCCUCAAGAAUUGGUAGAAUUAGUUUCUGUUCUCAGCUCUUAUGUCGGCAAAUGUAUUCGUGUUGAUGAAGCACAUUUUAAUGCAGCUUCGAGUAUUUCGGGUUGUGGGCCUGCUUUUAUUGCAUUGGUCAUUGAAGCUUUAGCUGAUGGCGGUGUUGUUGCUGGAUUAAGUCGUGAAUUGGCAAAUCAGCUUGCUGCUGAUAUGGUUAAGGGAACAGCUCAACUUUUUAUGACAAAAAUUUCAUCUUUGUCUCCUACUUUGGACACUCCAUCACCUGCUCAAUUAAAAGACCAAGUUUGCUCUCCAGCUGGAACGACUAUAGAAGGAGUUAGGGAACUUGAAAAACAUGGUGUUCGUUCGGCAUUUAUUGAAGCUGUUCAAUCAUCUACUCGCCGUGCCUUUGAGCUGUCGCAAUAAAUAUGUUUGGUUAUUUUUAAAGAAUAAAUAGAGGAUUUUAAAAAGAUGUAUUUAAGACUUAAAGAAGAAUUUUAUUUAAAAUAUUGGUAAGGGUUUACCUCUCGAACUCUUCUAUAUCACAAUAAAGUGCUCAAAACGGUCAGAAAGGUAUUUUUUGAUGAUUGAAAAAUUAAUUUUCCCACAUAGAUUCGAACCAACGAACUUUUCAAGUUUUACAUAUAAAUUAUAGCUCUUUCGAAAGAGCUCGUCGGCCUGAGUCAA
Messenger RNA from Meloidogyne enterolobii, 1215 nucleotides. Lineage: Eukaryota; Metazoa; Nematoda; Chromadorea; Rhabditida; Meloidogynidae. The record is from the annotation of a GenBank genome assembly.